AUGAUUUUAUUGUUAGAAGAUUUAGUAUUUAUAAGUUCUACUCAGUUAGAAGCUGGUGAAGAAAUUUUUAGACUAGAAUCUGAUGAGAAUUUAACACCUAAUCGAUUUUAUGAAAAUUCACUUGGAAGGAAUAUGGAAGAAAUUAAUAAUAACAAUGAAACUGAAGAUGGAUAUAUGCCUAUGAAUGCUUCAACCAUUAUUACUUAUGAAAAUGAAAGAUCAAUGAUUUCUAUUGAUAGACCAACUAUUUCUAUUUUAGAAAAUAAUUAUAUUGAAAUUGAUGAUUCUAAUGAAACUACAAUAGUUGUUAGUUACAAAUUAAAUAAAUCUUCAGUAAAUGAAGGAAGUGAACACAUUUAUGAAAGUUUUGAUCAUUCAGAAGAGAGUAUUUAUGAUGAAAUAACUGAUAAUAAUUCAAAAAAUAAAUCAAACAGUGAAAAUAAAACUGAUAAACAUCAAAAAAAACAAACAAAAGAAUUAAACAGAACUAAAAACAUAAUUUGCUUUUUUAUUGGUUUAUUUAUUGGAAUUAGUUUAUGUACUAUUUAUAAUGUUAUUACUUAUUUUUAUCCAAUAAUUAUUUAA
Hepatospora eriocheir is the source of this 585-nucleotide messenger RNA. The record is from the annotation of a GenBank genome assembly. NCBI's taxonomy places the organism in Eukaryota, Fungi, Microsporidia, Hepatosporidae.